UCUUUAAACACUGCUAAGAACAUUUCUUCUCAACCUAUUGAAAAAGAAGCAAUUUCAAAAUCUCAUGGUCAACGUUCCUCAAAUAAGCUUUCUUCAUCUACAAUGCCUUAUCUUUUUUCCCCAAAAACUUUGCAAAAAUCACAACCAAUUCGUGAUGCUUCUCGAACACAAAAAUCUGUUGAAAUUUUUGAAGGAAUUGAAGGAACAUCCAAAUCUGGUGAAAAAUCAUUCUCAACAGCCAAAGAAAUUUCUACAAGAAUCAAAGUCCAAAGCCAUUCAAAAAAUUUGCCUGCAAAUAAUUUGGAAGAAUUAGAAAAUACUCCACCACCAUCAACAAGUCAGCAACAUCAACCUCGACAACGAGCAGUGGAAAAUUUAAAUAGAAAUGCUUCAAUUCGAAAUUCUCGCCGAUUGUCAUUAUCUCCAUGGAGACGGCCACAAGAAUUUACACAUGUUUUGCAGCACUGUAACAACGGCUAUAUUAUGACCUGGGAUGAGUUCCUUGAUCGCACUAAUUUUGAAUGUCUUCGUAAACUCGGUGAAGGAGAUUAUGGAGAGGUCUACGAAAUGUCCGAUUCUAAAGGGACUUAUGCUAUGAAGGUCAUUCAAGUUACCGAGGAAAAUCCGAUACCAGCCGUCUUUUCUGAAGUUUUCAUCACACGGCAUUUAUCAGAACUCAACAAUGCCGGUGAUUUCUCAACUCCUUCAUAUAUACCUCUUGUCCGUGCUAAUGUAGUCAAAGGUAUCUAUCCGGAUAUUCUUAUAAAGGCGUGGAAAAAAUACAAGAAACGAAACCCGAAGAUUGCUUUAAAUGAACAACCUACAGAGCGCAUAGACAACACCUAUGUUGUCCUAGUUAUGGCAAAUGGUGGAGUGGAUCUAGAACUAUAUUUGCAUACACCUAGAAAGGCCACCAAAAAACAACGUUUUUCAAUUUUUUACCAAGUCGCCCUUUCCCUUGCUAUAGCUGAAGAAAGAUAUAGUUUUGAGCAUCGAGAUCUACAUUACAGCAAUAUAUUAAUCAGCGAAGUUACUUCUAGAGAAAGAGAACGUCGAGAUAAAAUUUGUUAUUACUACAAUGGUGAAAAAAUUGAAGUCCGUUCUCAUGGCGUGCAUGCUUCAUUAAUUGAUUUCAACAAUUCUCGGAUGACAGAUGAUGUUACAAGACAGUCUGUUUUUGUUAAAUUUGCUGUUAAACCAUAUAAAAAAGGAGAUGAUUACCAAUUCAAAAUUUACCCAAUGAUGAAAGAACUAAAUGGAGAUGAUUGGUCAACAUUCCAUCGCAAAACAAAUCAUUAUUGGCUACAUUACCUUUAUGACAAAUUAUUCAAAGACAGACGUUUUACACUGAAAGAACGAGAAGAUUUCGAAAAGAUUUUUGGUCGUUUAGUAUUAAAGACGGAAGAAGGAGGAUUUGAAAUAACUAAAGAUUUUUUGAAUAAUGAAGAAGUUAGAGAAAUAUUUGAUAGUUACGUUUUUUGAAAAGGUUGAAGAAUUUUUUUUUUGAAUUUUUAUUUUUAGAAUUUUUUUUGAUUUUAUUGUGUGCAAAAAUGAGGUUUUAAUUUAUUCUUUUUUUGUAUAAAAAUUUUUUUGAUUCUUUGUGUUAUUUUUUUAAAUGUUUAUUCAUUGCUUAUACUUUUUUAAAAGUGUUUUUGGCUAAUUUAGAUGAUAUUCUUGUAUUUGGUGAUUUUUUCAAUGCUCUUCAAAAAAAAAGUCCGCAAGUUUUGUCCGCAAAUCGUUGCUGCUUAUUGUUAGUU
Meloidogyne enterolobii is the source of this 1757-nucleotide messenger RNA. The record is from the annotation of a GenBank genome assembly. Lineage: Eukaryota; Metazoa; Nematoda; Chromadorea; Rhabditida; Meloidogynidae.